AUGAACUCCAAAUCGGAGCGAACAAAGCAAACUCUGGUUUCACACACUAAAACACAAAGCUGGCUUACAAACUUUAUACGGAAUGAGCUGAAGGAAUAUCACUUUAUUACUACGAAGCCAAUUUCGCAGCAGCGUACGAAGGCUCAAGAUGAGCAUACAGUUCUAAAGUGGUUUCAAGAGUACGGCUGGUUUAUACUAGAGCAUGGUAUAAAAUCACAGUCAAUCUGGAAUAUGGAUGAAACUGUCUUUCGGGUUGGGAUUCCAGGUGGAGAGCGUGUAAUUGUGCCACGAGCUGCAAAGGAGCUCUACACCCCAUCAUGA
Messenger RNA from Pseudogymnoascus destructans, 321 nucleotides. RefSeq lists its product as uncharacterized. Lineage: Eukaryota; Fungi; Ascomycota; Leotiomycetes; Thelebolales; Thelebolaceae. Bases 1 to 321 code for a protein of 106 amino acids. The record is from RefSeq and is a predicted model, not a curated record. The transcript is spliced from 3 exons.